ACUCAGUUCGAGAAUAAGAGAAAGAAGUCGAUAGGUUUGAGCGAUGACAAGGUUCUAUCUUUCGGAACCGGGGGAGGAGAAUCCGACCACUCCGAUCUAGAAGCUUCCGUCGUGAAAGAGAUACCAGAGAAACGUCCAAAGAAACGUGGAAGAAAGCCGGCCAACGGUAGAGAAGAACCGUUAAACCACGUCGAAGCAGAGAGACAGAGACGCGAGAAACUGAACCAGCGAUUCUACGCGCUACGUGCGGUUGUACCAAACGUCUCGAAAAUGGAUAAAGCCUCUUUGCUUGGAGACGCGAUUGCUUACAUCAACGAGCUUAAAUCGAAGGUGACCAAGACGGAAUCUGAGAAAGCCCAUAUCAAAACCCAGCUCGAGGAAGUGAAAAUGGAGCUCGCCGGAAGGAAAGCGAGCGCCGGUGGAGAUUUAUCAUCGUCUUCCUCCAUGACGUCGAUUAAACCGGUGGGGAUGGAGAUCGAGGUGAAGAUAAUCGGUUGGGACGCGAUGAUAAGGGUGGAAUCGAGCAAGAGAAAUCAUCCCGCGGCGAGAUUGAUGUCGGCGCUGAUGGAUCUAGAGCUUGAGGUGAAUCACGCGAGCAUGUCCGUGGUUAACGAUCUGAUGAUUCAGCAAGCCACCGUGAAGAUGGGAUUCAGAAUAUACACGCAGGAACAGCUCCGUGCCAGUUUAAUCUCAAAGAUCGGUUAA
Messenger RNA from Eruca vesicaria subsp. sativa (arugula), 705 nucleotides. NCBI's taxonomy places the organism in Eukaryota, Viridiplantae, Streptophyta, Magnoliopsida, Brassicales, Brassicaceae. The record is from the annotation of a GenBank genome assembly.